Phascolarctos cinereus (koala) is the source of this 4577-nucleotide messenger RNA. Lineage: Eukaryota; Metazoa; Chordata; Mammalia; Diprotodontia; Phascolarctidae. The record is from RefSeq and is a predicted model, not a curated record.
AGGACUGGUCCUAAGAGAGAACCAGGCUCCGCUGCCAAAGUGAGCGCCUGAGAAGGGCAGGGACUCAGUCUAGGCAGCCUAGAGGAGAGCGCAGGGGAUAGGGCAAAGAGGGCGGAGGCAUGGAAGGAAGAAGAGAAGGAGUAACCUCAGGAAUUCGUCUGGGCAAUGGUUCUUCAUUUCUCCUUUGUCGGUUAAGAAAAAUAGUCGUGAAAUAGAAGUUAAAACUUUUUUCCUACUCUGGUCCGCCCGACGAGCUCUCCAUUGUGAAUGCAGUUUUAGGCUGUCUACAUAGGCCAACUUAAAGUGAAGGCAGUUAUGUGCCCUUUUUUUUAAGCCCACAGAAUAAAUUAAUUUAUCUCAAUUUGGAAGUGAACUUAUCAGGAGAGAUGGUGUGGUGUUGGAUUUGUGAUCCAAAGACCUGAAUUCCUUCAUUAGGCUGCUGAAUCUGCUGUUUACUACCUGCCUGACUUGGGCAAGUUCCAGAAUUUCGAGCUAGAAGGAACCUUAGAAAGAAUCCAGAGGUAGUAGUAGAUGGUGCCUAACUUGGAGUCUGAAAAAUAAGGGAAAGGUUCAGUGUCUGCCUCUGGGGCACUAGCUGGGUGAUCGGGUACAAUUUAAUCUGAGAUUCAUUUUACUUAUUUAUAAAAUGGGGAUAAUAAUAUCACUGGAAUGAGAGCUUCUGGAGAACAGGGACUGUGAUUGUGCUUUUCUUCACAUCUCCAGGACCUACCACUGUUCCUGGCACGUAGAUGUCAACUCCAUCCAUAGUCCCACUGGAUUGACAUGGACGAGGCUCGUUCAGGCAGCUUGUAGCAGCCAGGAGCAGAACCUAGAAGCUUACUUUGAAAACAGUCAGCUGUAUUUCUGCCCCACAAGGAAGAUCAGCCAAAAUGAAGAGAUCUUUAUUUGGUAUGACGAAGAGCUUUCCUGCCUCCUAGGUUUCCAAGAUAUUAAAGCCAGACCUCUCCAUAAAGAUUACAGAUGCUCUGAAAUGCAACCAUACCUUCAAGUGUGAGCAUUCCUAUCUCUCGCACAUUCGCUUCCUGUGUUCUCCAGGGAAAGCCCCCUUGGUGAUGAGCCCUCCAGACCCCAAAGCUCCCCAUACCAGGGAUCUGGACCAAUCUACCAACUUCCACAACCUAGCCAGAGACCUGGAGGUCAAAAUGGCCACCCAGGAAAAUACUCUGCACAGCCCUUUGCCCGAAAAUAAGACACAAACCAAUGAAGCCGAGCAGAGCCAGGUCCAGAAAAUGGUGUUACUGGAGAAAACGAAUCACUUGAGGAAGAGACUGCCCUCUGUUCCCUGCAGCAGGGAGGAUGGAGGGGCUGAGCAUGUGCUGUCAGCUGCCAUAUGGAAGCUCAGCCCAGUGAAGCAGUCAUCCAAGAAAGCCCCCUGGGACCAGAAGCCCAGUGCUUUCACUGAGGUCAAGAGAUUAAAGGACAAACUUCGGAGUGAGAGAGCCAGAGAGGGGGAUCAAGGCCCUGGCUCAAACCAAGCUGGCAAAGAACAGCAACCAAUGGAUUGUGUCCUGAGUGGGGCAGGGAGUGCUUUCUCCUUUGUGUGGCCUGCCCGGGCCCUGGGCGAGCUUGGGAGCGCUUUCAGCAAACCAGUCAAGUGUCUGGCCCAGAGAAUGCCACUAAGCUCCCAGCUCCCAGUCAGCAACUCGGCAGAAGCCCUGGGGGAUCUGUCAGGGUUCAUUAACACCAUGGAUGCUGUGUGUUGUGGAAAUCUUUUGAAUUCCAAGUUUUCCAUCAGCGAUUUGUGCAACUUACAAAUGUUACAGGAGGGGGCCCCCCAGUGCAACACCUUCCCAUAUGCCUCGGAACUGUGGCCAAAGCCUGUAGCUCAGUUACACAUAUCUCCAUCAUCUGCCUCCUCCACCCCAUCUUCCCCAUCUUUGACGCUCUUGCCACCCACGUUCACAUCACUUGGCAUGGCUACCCAGAAUUGGUGUGCCAAAUGUAACCUCUCCUUCCGUAUGACAUCCGACUUGGUUUUCCAUAUGCGAUCACACCACAAGAAGGAAUACUCCUCUUCCGAGGUGCAGGCCAAGAGGAGACGGGAAGAGAAGCUCACCUGCCCAAUUUGCCACGAGUAUUUCCGAGAGCGCCACCAUCUAUCCCGGCACAUGACUUCUCACAAUUAGAGAUGCGGCCGUGGACCGAAUCAACCCCAUCCCACGUGCUACUUGUAUAACUCUGUUGCUGAAGGGAGGGAUGGUCUUUGAAUAACUUUAAAAUGACUAUUUAAAAUGACUGACAAUGCUGUCUCCUGGCUCAAAGAUGGGAUAUUUACAAAAGAUCAGAGAGGUUUGGUCUUAGUUUGAAAAAGACAACCAAUUCACAGAGUCACAGAGUUGUUGAGUUUAAAGGGAGCUUAGUGGCCAACCCUUACAUAUGAGUCCUUGUUAAUAUAUAUUUUUAAGGAAUGAAAAUAAUGAAAUGAAGCUAAGAUUAUUGUUAAUCCUCAAUCAUUGUACUUUUCAGACCUGUGUGCUGGUAUAAUACAGACUUUGUAACAUUUUCAAAGGUGUGAAUUGUUCAAACCAUCCAUACAGGAAAUAUCACCUCCAUUUCCAUUUCCUCAUAAGGUAUUAAAUUCAGACAUAGAGAGGGUAGAAAAACAGCACCAACUCUUCACCCCCCCCCAAAAAAAAACACGUGCAAAAAGUCUGAGGAAUAAAUGUACGUGGGAUGGAAGAAAGUUGUGAUUGGUAGUGGUAUAAAGAAAAAUGAAUCUCUUAGAGACUAGUUGAGUAUUCUCUUCCAGGGACAGCCCCUUCCAUUGGCAUAGGGAGACAAACUUCUUUCUCAACAACCUUGGAAAGCAAUACUUCACUCUACCCAAAGAGUUGUUUCAGACUCACAAACAUCCACUGUUGGAAUUACCAUGCUGCCUUUCUAUUCACAAUACCCUAGUUUUCCUAACUAGGGGCAUAUGUUCAGGAGGAGCAAAAUUACCCACAAUCUCUGUCUCAGGACACUGCCCUCUAUGAAAAUCAAACUGUGAACACAUGUUGGUUAAAUGGCUUUAUAUUUGCAAAGAUACAUGACCAUAAAGGAUCACUCAGAAAUUGAAAGGGGAGAGGAUUGAAGCAAAACAAAUAAAAGCAAGAAACCUGGCUAGAGAAGGUCCUUACCAUCUCAGGGGCUGGUCAGUGUCCAGAAGAAACAGGAGAUGCGGUUCCAACCAUGUUGGUAUCUUGCAAACUGUGUUGUUGCCCAAGUGGGGCCCAUUUCACUAUGAUCUCAGUGAAGUGUGCUCUGGUGCUCAAAUGCCUGCUUGUCUCCUGUCACGUUGGAAAAUCCUUUAGAACUUGCUGCCAUCCAGGUGUGUGCAUUUCCAAUAAUGUUAGGUUUAUGACGGGUGGCAUGUCUGCAGGCAGCAGCUGUAUGUAGCACAGGCAAAUGUGGGGAUUCUUUAAUAUGUUAUUUGACAUACUUUUCUUCCUUUAGAGAGCAAGACCCAUUUGAACCACUCACUGAGAUAAACCUUCAGUCAUUUAUAUUCUGGAUGGGGAAGAACAUAGGCUUUAUUGCAUUGUAGAUGACCGAGUAGUCCAUGAAAUUUUCCUAUUUAAUGUUGAAUUCAACUCAAUUCAUUUCAACAAAUGUUUAAGUUCCCACUUAAAUGCAAUGCAAGGAUACAUGACUGUACGUGAUCACCCAGAAAUGGAAAGGGAAGACGGUUGCAAGAGAAAUAAGUAAAAGCAAGAAACCUGGCUAGAGAAGGUCCUCACCAUCUACUGGGCUGGUCAGUGUCCAGAAGAAAUGGGGGAUGUGGUAGGCACUGUGCGAGGCACUGGGAGUACAAGGCCAAAAAUGAGACACUCUCUGCCCCUAAGGAACUUACAUUCUACUUAACAGGAAAGGGAACCUACUCAAUGCAUGCCCAGAUAAUUAAAUACAAAAUAUAUACAAAAUAGUACAAAGUAAUUUCAUGAAAGAGAGAGAUUUGGCCACUGAGGGGAUCAGGACAGGCCUCAUGCAGAGGUGAGGUAAGAAUGCAUCCAAAAACGCAGGCCCACUUGUACAAAAGCACAAAAGUGCCAUGUAUUGGGAGCAAUUAGGUCAUGCCUUCAUCCAAGAUACAUGCUACAGAGUGGUGCUGGUGUUUAUCACUUGGGGACACUGGUUUUAGUGCAGCUGGUUAGUUAUCAUUUAAGCAGAUGCCAUAUGAGCCUGUGGACAAAUUGUUCUCUCCAAGGCUAAGUCUAUUUCUAGGAGAAACAUUUAAGAAACUGUCAGAUUUCCUGAGUGCUCUAGGAAUUAAUCUGCUACAAUGUUACCAUGGCUGGUACUUUGACACAAAUAAAUUUCAGAACACAGAUGGCAAAUCUCAAACUUCAGUGCUUUGUGCAUUGGCCAAGAGGUGGUAGGGCAAUUUUAAAAUUGUUUUCUUUAAUAUUUUUAAAAAUAGUUGUCAGUUAACUUCAUGGUUUGUCACUUUGACUGACAUUAGUGUGCUGCUGGUAUAUGUUGAACCACCAGCUCCUCAAAAAAUUGUAUGCAUGAAACACUUUCUACUCUAAUAUGCAUUGUUAACAUUUUCUCCAUCACUUUCUUAAAUAUAGACU